Catharus ustulatus (Swainson's thrush) is the source of this 1949-nucleotide messenger RNA. RefSeq names its product cartilage associated protein (gene CRTAP). The record is from RefSeq and is a predicted model, not a curated record. Bases 134 to 1321 code for a protein of 395 amino acids. Gene Ontology annotation, biological process: peptidyl-proline hydroxylation to 3-hydroxy-L-proline; collagen fibril organization. Gene Ontology annotation, cellular component: endoplasmic reticulum. NCBI's taxonomy places the organism in Eukaryota, Metazoa, Chordata, Aves, Passeriformes, Turdidae. The transcript is spliced from 7 exons. Gene Ontology annotation, molecular function: protein binding; collagen binding.
GACUGCCUCUGCCCUGCCUUCGCCCGGCCCACCCACUUUUCUCUUCCCUCCGCCCCGCCGCGGCCCUCUUUUCUCGGUCCUGCGCCCGGUAGGCGGCAGCGACGCGGUGCUGUGAGGUGGAGGAGGCGCAGUCAUGUGGCUGGCGGCGCUGGCGGCGCUGCUUGCGGCGGCGGGGGCGCAGUACGAGCGCUACAGCUUCCGCAGCUUCCCGCGGGACGAGCUGAUGCCGCUGGAGUCGGCCUAUCGCUACGGGCUGGACCAGUACAGCACCGAGAACUGGCCCGAGAGCGUCAGCUACCUUGAGGUCAGCAUGCGGCUGUACCGCCUGCUGCACGACAGCGAGGCGUUCUGCCACCGCAACUGCAGCACGGCCGGGCAGCCGCCCCCCGCGGCCCCCGCGCCUGCCGGCGAGGCGCUGGAGGAGCUGCGCCUCCUGUCCGGGGUGCUGCGGCGGGCGCAGUGCCUACGACGCUGCAAGCAGGGGCUGCCGGCCUUCCGACAGGCGCAGCCCGGCCGCGACCUGCUCGAGGAGUUCCAGCGCCGCGAGCCUUACAAAUACCUGCAGUUCGCCUACUUCAAGGCUAAUAAUCUUCCAAAAGCUAUUGCAGCAGCUCACACUUUUCUUCUGAAGCAUCCAGAUGAUGAAAUGAUGCAAAGAAAUAUGGCCUACUAUAAGAGCAUACCUGAUGCUGAGGAGCAUAUUAAAGACUUGGAGACAAAGCCUUAUGAGAAUCUCUUUGUCAGGGCUGUGAGAGCAUACAAUGGUGACAAUUGGCGGACAUCCAUCUCGGACAUGGAACUGGCUCUUCCUGAUUUCUUCAAAGCCUACGAUGACUGCAUAGCAGCCUGUGAAGGCUCCCGAGAAAUCACAGAUUUUAAAGACUUCUAUCUUUCCAUUGCAGAUCAUUAUAUCAAAGUCCUUGCAUGCAAAGUGCAGUGUGAGAGCAAUCUGACACCCAUUAUAGGAGGCUUUGUCGUUGAAAAAUUUGUGGCCACCAUGUACCAUUACUUGCAGUUUGCAUAUUAUAAAUUGAAUGACAUGAAGAAUGCAGCUUCUUGUGCCGCUAGUUACCUCCUGUUUGAUGAGAAAGAUGAAGUAAUGAAACAGAACAUGGCCUAUUACCAGUACCACAAAGAUAAAUGGGGACUUAAAGAGGAGGAUUUUCAGCCCAGAUCGGAGGCAGUUCGAUACCACAACAUUACUACAUUCCAACUGGAAAUACAUGAAUUCGCAAAGGAACAUCUCAUGGAUGAUGAUGAGGGUGACGUUGUGGAAUUCCUUGAUGAGCUGUUAGAAGUGGAGGAAAAGAAGGAAUCCUGAUGAGUGAAACUACCACAAAGUAUUUUACAGCAGUGAAGACUCACCAUUGCUCCUUACUAUUGUUUUUGAUUUCCUGUAAUUCCAGUUAGAUAUACCUCAAAGGUACUUCUUUAAGCUGCAUCUUUUGUCCCAAGAUCCCCUCCUGAAAGGUCACUUCUGUGCUGCAGUGACUUCUGUGAGCAUGGCUUUUCACGGUGUAGAACUGGUGCACGUGAGUUUCCCUCUUGCACUUUCUUUCCCUUACACAAACACAACAAAACAGAUUAUUUGUUUUCUAGCAGAGCACUAAGGUUCCUCAUUUCUGUGCUGUUCUACCAAGUUGUAGCAGUACGACUGAAUUCUCAAGAACUUCUGUCAGAUUAUGAGCUAUGGAAAACAUAACAGUUCCUCUUUUUGAGGUAUGAAUUGUAUUAUUUAUGUAUGCCUUUUUAUGUGAUAAUGAAUUCCAAUGCAUCUGAAAGAUAUUAAGGUACAUUUAAAUAGCUGAAAUAAGGUGAUUAACAAAGCACAGCUAAUGAUCUUGUAAACAUUGCUUAAAGAAUUAUGAAAGCAGUGUUGAUCUUUCUUGUAAGCUAAAUUAAAUUCCACUAUGUGAAACUGAGAAUAAAAAUAAUUUUACUUCCUACCA